CUCGGCUGCAUAGUGGAGUUUGAUAGGCUGGUGGAGAGGGGAACUGCAGCAGAGUAGCACCGCUGUCAGGAAACAGAAGCCCACUACGAAUGCAACUCGCAUAACCAGCUGAACGAGGACGCCGUGUCUGUGUGAUUUACCAUGACAACUGAAUCAGGCGCCGACUCAGAGGCCAAGCAGCCACAGGAGAAUAAGGAGACAGAAAAGGGGAAAGCAAAAGCGGCAUCCCAACCCAGCCAGGUGGCAGCCGAGCCCGCCUUGCCUCAGAACCAACCGGAGCAGCUUCCAGCCGCCGUCGGACACAGCACCCCGGCCAGGAAAGAACAGGAGCAGCAGGAAGAGGAUCUGGUAUCCCACAGGUCAUCCACCAGUCGUCUGUCUAGGUCUCCGCUCAGAGGAGUCAAGAAGGUGAAGAUCAUGCAGUGUAAAGUCACUCUGCUGGAUGGCUUAGACUUCACGCUCAAUGUAGAGAAACGAGCCAAGGGCCAGUUCCUCUUUGAUAAAGUGUGUGAUCACCUCAACCUACUAGAGAAGGACUAUUUUGGCAUUACAUAUAGAGAUGUAGAGAAUCAAAAGAAUUGGCUGGAUCCUGCCAAGGAGCUGAAGAAGCAGAUCAGGACUGGACCCUGGAACUUUGCUUUCAAUGUAAAGUUUUACCCACCAGACCCCUCACAACUGACUGAGGACAUCACAAGGUACUACCUGUGCUUGCAGCUGAGAGAUGAUGUAGUUUCAGGUCGCCUGCCCUGCUCCUUUGCCACCCACACGGUGCUGGGCUCUUAUACGGCGCAGUCUGAACUUGGAGACUAUGACUCAGAGGAACUCGCCAGCGACUACCUCAGUGAACUGCGCUUCGCACCCAACCAGACCAAAGAGCUAGAGGAGAAGGUCAUGGAGCUCCACAAGACUUACAAGGGGAUGUCACCGGCUGAUGCCGAGAUGCACUUCUUGGAAAAUGCCAAGAAGCUAUCCAUGUACGGUGUGGACCUCCACCACGCUAAGUUGGUAGGGAAUCUCUAUGAAUGCUUGGCUCCAGCUGAGGGAGAGGACUCGGAGGGUGUGGAGAUUAUGCUGGGAGUUUGUGCAAGUGGCCUACUCAUCUACAGAGACAGGUUGCGGAUCAACAGAUUCGCCUGGCCCAAAAUCCUCAAAAUCUCCUACAAAAGGAACAACUUCUACAUCAAAAUCCGGCCCGGCGAGUUCGAGCAGUUUGAAAGCACGAUUGGUUUCAAGCUUCCAAAUCAUCGUGCUGCCAAAAGGCUCUGGAAAGUCUGCGUGGAACACCACACCUUCUUCAGGCUCGUAUCCCCCGAGGCACCCCCAAAGAAGUUCCUGACUCUCGGCUCCAAAUUUCGCUACAGCGGCAGAACACAGGCUCAGACACGCAGGGCCAGUUCUCAGAUCAUCAGACCUGCUCCGUUCUUUGAACGCACCUCCAGCAAACGCUACAACAUGUCCCGCAGCUUAGAUGGAGCUCCAAUUAUGGAGAACCAUGAGACCCUGAUGAAGGACAGUGCUGCUGACGGGGAAGCCAAAGUCAUUGCCAAGGGAGACAUUAUCACCACUGUAACAACUGAGAAAAAAGCAGAGGAAGAGAAGGCUGAGGAGGGGGACGCUAAGAAGGACACAGCAGAGACACCAGAACCUGCUGCCACAUCACCGCUCAGACAAGACACAAAGUGCACCCCUCAUGCAUUCACAUCUGACCCCCUCCGUUCUGAGCUCUCGCUCCCUUCAUCCCCCAUUUCAUCAACUAAAGUACGGCGCAGGCACAGGGAGAACGCCCGCAAGCGGGCUUCAUCAGUCAGUCCAGUCAAGAGCGGUACUGGGUGCCGCCGCCGGCAAGCCCGCGCCGACCAUAAAGCCGCCCUGCUGGAGGAGCAGGCGCUGCUUUUGUCAGCCCGCAAGCAGAGGCUGGAGCAGGGCAAGCGCCGGGGCGGCACGCUCUUCUCCUUCUCCCUGCACCUGCCCGACCUGUCGUCCAUCCUAGAUGAGGAUGGCUACAUCACAUUCCCUGACCUGUCAGAGAUGCGCUUCCUCCCCGAGUGUGCGCAGAACUUCCUCCCCAUUAAGUCACCUUCACUCAUCCCCUGCUUCCUUUUCAUCUUCUUCUUCCUGCUUUCCACUUCCUUCUCUGUGCCCUAUGCCCUCACCCUCUCCUUCCCGCUGGCGCUGUGCCUCUGCUACCUGGAGCCCAAGGCAGCCUCCCUGACCGCCUCCCUAGCCCAGAGUUACCAUGACCAUGACAGUUCAGAGGAAGAGGAGACUGACAGCGAACAAACUGAUUUUGCCUUUGAUGGAGAGAUGACCGCUACAGAGUCUGAAGCAGAUGAGGACUCUGAGAUGCGGACGCAGUAUAGUUUCAUAAGACGAGUAAAAGGGGAAAACGUUUUUAUCAGACAUAGUAAUCUGAUGCUAGAGGACACAGAGCCUCCGGCGGAGGUCGUCAAGCACCAAACCAACAUCAGCGAAUUGAAGCGUUCCUUCCUGGAGACCGACGGAAGCGUCACCAUGCCCGGUCUGACAGAGUGGGAGAAGAGACUCUCCUCGUCCCCUAUGCGCUCACCUAGAUCGGAUGAGGCACCAAUGAUAGAGCCGCUGGAGCUGGAUACUAAAGAAGAUGAGCCAGCAGCAGAUGAGACAAAAGAGGUGGAACCUAAAAUCACUGAGGCAGCAGGUUAUCUGGUGAAAUAUGUGGUGGAUAGUAUGACAGCUGAUGGGCCCACCUCCUCUGGGCCUCAUGGGGUUAGUCUGUCAACCACUAUGGACGACGACGUCUUUGUGGACGGGACCCUGAGGGAGGUGGAGGAGAAAACCCCUGAGUCCCAGGAUGAGGUGUCAGAGAGGUUGGUGGUGAAGGUCAGCCCCGGAGCUAUGAGACAAGAAGUGUCCCAAGCCAUCAGCGACAAGAAAGGGACGCUAAUUAUCCUGAAGGACGUCGAGGAUAAAUCAGACACUGAGGGCAAAGAGAAAAGUGCUGUCCCUGGAGAGUUUAAAGCUGAUGAGCAUGUAAUGCUGAUGGCCUCUAAAGAGGAAGAAAUCCCCAGAGCAGACACUUCAGUUGUUACAGAAGCUCAAACUACAGCCGCCAAGAUGCUGAGUCCGAAGGUGGAGAUAAAAACAGACGGCAUGACUCAGAUUAAAGGUAUUGACUCGCCUAAAAAGGCUAUGGCAUCAUGGAUCUCUGAGAAGGUGAAGACGCAGACUCCAGAGUUCAUCAGUGUGUCAACAAAGGAAGUAAAAGAUAUGAAGACUUCUGAUGGACUACAGGAGAGAGCAGAAAUCUUCACUUUCAAAGAAGUCCAGUCUGAGCAGAUUACAGUUUCUGAAUCUUCAACUACAUCUUUAGUUGUGUCUACGUUGGAGUGUGUUUCCUCCUCUCAAAAGGCACCAGCUGGUCAGGAGGAGAAACCAGUGAUAGAGACGGAGGCACUCCCAGCCAAGUCUGCAGGGCCAACGAGUACCGACAUUACCGCAGUGGCUACCAAAGACAUGCCCGUGAUCCACACUGAGACAAAAACGAUCACCUAUGAAGCUGCAGAGGUACAUGUGACCACAAUGUGUGACUGUCGUAGUUAUUGGAUGGCAUUUUAUGUGUUUUCUGUUGGUCAGACGGUGAAAGGAGGCAUAUCGGAGACAAGAAUCGAGAAAAGGAUCGUUAUCACCGGAGACGCAGACAUCGACCAUGACGAGGCUCUGGCUCAGGCCAUAAAGGAGGCUAAAGAACAGCACCCUGACAUGUCAGUGACCAAAGUAGUGGUACAUAAAGAGACAGAGAUCACGCCAGAGGAGGGGGAGGACUGAACCAGGAAUAACUCUGAGGGCUUUUUUUUCUUUUUUUUUUUUAAACCUCUGCACCCUCCCAGAAUCCAGCAUCCAGAACUCCACAUAUAACGUCGGGACUCUCAGAAGACUAGAAAGGCCUCCUACUCUCCAAGUGCUGCAGCUCCGCCGCUAGUCACAGCCAUCAUCUGCAAAACAACUAAAUGCAUUUUGCAUGAGAAGGAAGCAACGUUGCAUUAUCAAACAAGAUUAUACAGGAAACCAUGUGAUUCUCCAAGUGGUUCCUCAAUCCAUCUGCACGCCAAAUCCCUGUGUGCAGCAAGCAAAACCUUUUGCUUUCACUGCCUUAUAUGACUUUGAUGCAUUUUUAUGAUUAUUGAGAAUAAUUAUUGUAGCAACGUUUUAUUUAUGAAAUAAAGCCAUCACUCCGGAAACUUAAAAUCGCUGUAGGCUGUAUAUGUUAGAGAGCGUACACUAUUUAACCUCGCAGUAGAAGUGCCAACGUUAUUUACAAGCAAGCAUCGCCUCAUUCCUUCAAACAGCUCCAUGGUUAUCCAGCAGGUAUGUCACUACAGAAAUCACUACAGCUACGUACUGUACAUAUCAAAGCUUUCCUAGGAAAAUAGCAAAUUAUCUUUCACAGUUGAUUUUUUUUUUUGUUGUCAUGUCUACUUGAAUAGCAUUUUCCUUUAUAUCAGUGUUUCAUCAUUUCUCAUUGAUUGAUUCCCCCACUUCAAGGUUUUUAGAGACUAUGUCCUGGCAAAAAAGUCAAGGAAUCAAAGGUUUCUGGGCAUGAAAUGGAUUUUAUUUGCCUGUGGAGGGUUUGUUUUUUCUCCAGGGUAGAUGAUCAGCUGCAGCACAAGUCCCAGGUUUGUGUGACUGUGAGGCAAAGGGUUCAGACUGGCGAGCUCUCCCCUGAUUUACAUUCAAAGCCAAGAGAGAUCUAUAAUCCCCCUCCACUUUCGCCCACCCUGAACACAUCAGCUGUGUUGCCCCCCUCUUAUCCAUUCUAAUGUAUCCCAAAAAAAUGAGUAUUAUUGAUGUACAGCUGUGUUUUCCUCAAAAAGGUGCAACAAAAGUGGCAAGUGCAUUUGUUUUGUUUUGUUUUUUUUUAAUUUGCUGGUCUCUUCUAAAAUAAUAAAAACCACCACAGUACUGAAA
Molecule: messenger RNA, 4944 nt
Organism: Neolamprologus brichardi
Lineage: Eukaryota; Metazoa; Chordata; Actinopteri; Cichliformes; Cichlidae
Source: RefSeq, a predicted model, not a curated record